UUGACACUGUGUACCAAAGAAAUGGUGAUGGAGAAGCCAAGUCCCCUGCUUGUAGGGCGGGAGUUUGUGAGGCAGUACUACACUCUGCUAAAUAAAGCUCCUGAUUUCUUGCACAGGUUUUAUGGCAGGAACUCUUCCUAUGUCCAUGGAGGACUGGAUGCCAGUGGAAAACCACAAGAAGCUGUGUAUGGUCAAGCUGAGAUACACAAAAAAGUGAUGUCCUUACAGUUCAGUGAAUGUCACACCAAGAUUCGUCAUGUGGAUGCGCACGCUACUUUGAGCGAUGGGGUGGUUGUGCAGGUGAUGGGAGAGCUGUCCAACAACGGGCAGCCCAUGAGGAAGUUCAUGCAGACUUUCGUACUUGCUCCAGAAGGAUCCGUACCAAACAAAUUCUAUGUCCAUAAUGAUAUCUUCAGAUAUGAAGAUGAAGUAUUUGGAGAUUCAGAAGGAGAGCUUGAUGAAGAAUCUGAAGAAGAGGUGGAAGAGGAGCAGGAAGAAAGGCAGCCCUCACCUGAACCUGUGCAAGAAAAUGCGAGCGGUGCUUACUACGAAAAUCACCCUGUAACUAAUGGGAUAGAGGAGCCACUAGAAGAACCAUCUCAUGAACCUGAGCCAGAACUGGAAUCUGAAACAAAAACUGAGGAGCUGAAAGCAGAAGUAGAAGAAAAGACCCUCGAAGAACUAGAAGAGAAGUCUCCAUCUCCACCUCCUGUAGAACCAGUUUCACUACCACAAGAACCACCAAAGGCUUUCUCUUGGGCUUCAGUGACCAGUAAAAACCUGCCUCCUAGUGGUACUGUUUCUUCCUCUGGAAUUCCACCCCAUGUUAAAGCACCCGUCUCACAGCCAAGAGUUGAAACGAAACCUGAAGCUCAGUCUCAACCUCCUCGUGUACGUGAACAGCGUCCAAGGGAAAGACCAGGUUUUCCACCCCGAGGACCUAGACCAGGGAGAGGGGAUAUGGAGCAGAAUGAGUCAGAUAACCGCCGAAUAAUUCGCUAUCCGGACAGCCAUCAGCUCUUCGUUGGGAACUUGCCACAUGAUAUCGAUGAGAGUGAACUGAAAGAGUUCUUCAUGAGCUUUGGAAAUGUGGUAGAACUUCGCAUAAAUACUAAAGGAGUGGGAGGAAAACUGCCUAACUUCGGCUUUGUGGUAUUUGAUGACUCGGAGCCAGUCCAGAGAAUUCUAGUUGCAAAACCCAUUAUGUUCCGGGGUGAGGUGCGCUUGAACGUGGAGGAGAAAAAGACAAGAGCCGCCCGUGAGAGAGAGACGCGCGGCGGCGGCGGCGAUGACCGCAGGGAUCUCCGGCGCAGCGAGCGCGGCCCCGGGGGGCCCCGCGGAAUAGUGGGUGGUGGCAUGAUGCGGGACCGCGACGGAAGAGGACCCCCGCCGCGGGGCGGCAUGGCACAGAAACUGGGCUCCGGCCGCGGAGCCGGGCAGAUGGAAGGCCGCUUCACGGGACAGCGUCGCUGACGUCGCCACUGCGGGCAGACAGGCUGGGCAGUGGUACAUUAUCCAUCGUGUUUGCAUUCUUGUUAAUUUUUUUUUUUUUGGCUUUGGAAUGUGACACAGCCCUUCUGAUCGUUUCUUUGAUGUGAAAGCAUCCUUUGGUUUCCGGUUUAAGUUGAGGUGGACGUUCUUUCCCCAGUUUCACAACAGGAGUCACGCUGUUAAUUUAUAAAUGUAGACUUGGAGAAUUGAGGACUGAAAAAAAAAAUGACCAUUUAAACUAUCUGCAACAAAAGUGAACUAAAGGACAUGCCCAAUAGAAUUGAGG
Messenger RNA from Tinamus guttatus (white-throated tinamou), 1777 nucleotides. It is a transcript of the gene G3BP2, whose product is annotated as G3BP stress granule assembly factor 2. Gene Ontology annotation, molecular function: mRNA binding. NCBI's taxonomy places the organism in Eukaryota, Metazoa, Chordata, Aves, Tinamiformes, Tinamidae. The record is from RefSeq and is a predicted model, not a curated record. Gene Ontology annotation, cellular component: ribonucleoprotein complex; cytosol.